Molecule: messenger RNA, 1608 nt
Organism: Pteronotus mesoamericanus
Lineage: Eukaryota; Metazoa; Chordata; Mammalia; Chiroptera; Mormoopidae
Gene: DMRTA2
Product: DMRT like family A2
Exons: 2
Coding region: 1-1608 (535 amino acids)
Biological process (GO): sex differentiation; regulation of transcription by RNA polymerase II
Cellular component (GO): nucleus
Molecular function (GO): RNA polymerase II cis-regulatory region sequence-specific DNA binding; DNA-binding transcription factor activity, RNA polymerase II-specific; protein binding
Source: RefSeq, a predicted model, not a curated record
AUGGAGCUGCGCUCCGAGUUGCCGAGCGUGCCAGGCGCUGCUACGGCGGCGACGACAGCGACUGGGCCACCCGUGGCAUCUGUGGCGUCGGUGGCAGCGGCAGCGGCGGCGGCCGCUUCGCUACCGGUGAGCGUGGCGGGCGGCUUGCUACGGGCGCCGCCGCUGUUGUUGCGCGCGGCGGAGAAGUAUCCGCGGACCCCCAAGUGCGCGCGCUGCCGCAACCACGGCGUGGUGUCGGCGCUCAAGGGCCACAAGCGCUACUGUCGCUGGAAGGACUGUCUGUGCGCCAAGUGCACGCUCAUCGCCGAGCGCCAGCGCGUCAUGGCGGCACAGGUGGCGCUGCGCAGGCAACAGGCGCAGGAAGAGAACGAGGCGCGUGAGCUACAGCUGCUGUACGGCACAGCGGAGGGCUUGGCGCUGGCCGCCGCUAAUGGCAUCAUCCCGCCGCGACCUGCCUACGAGGUCUUCGGCUCCGUAUGCGCCGCCGACGGCGGGGGGACGGGAGCAGGAGCACCUGCGGGGGCCGGAAUCGGGACAGCGGGCGCCGGGAGUUCAGAGGCCAAGUUACAGAAGUUCGACCUGUUCCCCAAGGCGCUGCUUCAAGCAGGCCGCCCGGGAAGCCCGCCGCUACCACCCGGGAAGCCCUUAUCACCCGACGGCGCGGACUCGGGUCCCGGGACAUCGUCCCCGGAGGUGCGGCCGGGCUCGGGCUCUGAGAACGGCGAUGGCGAUUCCUUUUCAGGGUCGCCUCUGACCCGGGCCUCCAAGGAGGCAGGUGGCAGCUGCCCGGGCAGCGCUGGCGCCGGAGGCGGCGGUGAGGAGGACAGCCCGGGCUCCGACAGCCCUCUGGGCUCUGAAUCCGGUUCGGAAGCCGACAGAGAAGAGGCAGAGGCCGCGCCAGCGCCAGGGCUGGGCGGGGGCCCGGGUCCACGGCAGCGAACGCCGCUGGACAUCUUGACGCGCGUCUUCCCGGGCCACCGGCGAGGCGUCCUGGAGCUGGUGCUGCAGGGCUGCGGGGGCGACGUGGUGCAGGCCAUCGAGCAGGUGCUGAACCACCACCGUGGGGGCCUCGCGGCCGGCCUCGGCCCCACCGCGCCCUCCGACAAGGCCGCUGUGGGGGCAGUAGCCGCUGUGGACGAUGCGUGGCCGGGCCGUGUCGACGCUGCCGCCGCGGCCGGGGGCCCCGGGCUGCCCGCGCCUCUGCAGGCCGGCCCCACUGCACCUCCGCACCACAGACCUUUGCUAGCUGGCGCCAUGGCUCCCGGAACGCUGGGCUCACUGAGCAGCCGCUCGGCCUUCUCGCCCCUGCAGCCCAACGCCAGUCACUUCGGUGCUGACGCAGGCGCCUACCCGCUGGGCGCCCCGCUCGGCCUCAGUCCCCUGCGCCUGGCCUACUCGGCGGCGGCGGCGCACAGCCGCGGCCUGGCCUUCAUGGCUCCUUACUCCACUGCGGGCCUGGUGCCCACACUCGGCUUCCGCCCGCCCAUGGACUACGCCUUCAGCGAUCUCAUGCGCGAUCGCUCCGCCGCCGCUGCUGUGCACAAGGAGCCGUCCUACGGCGGCGGCCUGUACGGGCCUAUGGUCAAUGGCACCCCUGAGAAGCAGUAG